Molecule: messenger RNA, 2205 nt
Organism: Haemonchus placei
Lineage: Eukaryota; Metazoa; Nematoda; Chromadorea; Rhabditida; Trichostrongylidae
Source: the annotation of a GenBank genome assembly
AUGGCGACGUGGGUGAGAGCGAGCGGCUAUGUCUCUGUGGAGCUGUUCAACGGUGAACAUAUCCAACUGAAUUCUACAGAUGAGCCAUCCAACUUGAUGGAAGUGAUUAACUUAGGCCGUUUACUGGCUGCUUUCUACCUCGAUUAUCCUCUUUUCGUGCCUCAACCCGGAUCAGCUUAUCCAUCACUGUUUCUUUGGUGUCAGCUCAGUGAUAAAAACCUCCCUCCAGGAAGCCUGCCUCUGAGUCGAGAACAAUUGGGCCAAAAGCUACCUGCAGAAUAUGGCCCACGUGCGCCUGCUGUGCUCUUAACCUACUGCGGCCUAGUGCUGGAAGCGAUUCUCUACUGUGAUCACUUCAGCGAUCCAAGCCUAUCCCUGUGCUCGACUUACUAUGAGGAAUUGUGGACAACACAGCUGACAAAUCGGUUGGAAUCACUAGUAGAAGAACAGGUCACCUCGGAACACAGUGUUCAAUUCUGCCGCAGAUACGUACAAUCAGUGUUGGAGCUGGACAUAUUCAGCAAUGCGAACGACCUGUCCCUGCUCCAAGCAUUUAUCAUCUCACAAAUUGAGGUUCUUUUUGCUCAAUUGCCGCUCCGUGUGCAAGACACGUCAAUCCUUCCACGCCCUCCUGUCUAUUGUGCUCCAAGCGUCAGAGGCGAAUCGUUGGAGCUGAAAACAUUCUUUAGAAUUCAUCUCUACCUGCAAACAUUGUUGAUUUCACUUCAGAAGACAAACAGAAUGGGUAUCGAGAUCAACCGGAUUCACAGUGUUCUCUCUGAAGAGAACAAUAAUACUGAUGUGCCAUCGAUCGCUUCAAAAUACAAUGCUUUGAUAGCAGAAACGGAUAAGGAAACAUCACAGCUGAAAUCAUGGAUGGCACUCUCCACUGAGAAAGAUCGCGAACACGUUUGUCGCUUCCUCAACUUCAUCGGCGAACGCUUCCCAGAAAAAACUGAUCUUCCACCGCUUACCGACCUUAGUCGCUCAAUUUGGAAAACGGCCAUGUUUCACAAAGAGGGCUACCGAGAGUCGAAACAAGAUUGGCUCUCCUCUGUUCUCACAACACGCUAUGAGGUGCCUCCUGCUACGUACGAAUUGAUGCGACUUGUGGCCACCGAUUGGACGACCCCGAUGGCACUGGAUGCCUCUCUGAUCCCGGUCCUUUUGAAACUACAUCCCGAUGACAUUUGCUCAUCUUCGCCAUCAGUGCCAAACCGACUUUGCCAGUCGGCUCGAACACCUUCCCAGCAGACAACCCAACAAUUCGCCAACAGAGUCUUCUCGCCUAGGACAGACGUCGUCGCUCUGUAUGCUGAACGGGCACGGACCCUUCUGAGGAAUGAUAGCCAACGGACAUUGGUCACGAAUGAAAAGAAGAUCCGAGCUUUGCAGGAGAGACUCAGGAAAAACCUAAAGGUGCAACGGCAACUGGAAGAACAUGUCAAUGGAGAGAGAAGUUUCUUGGAAAGCAUAUCAUCAUCUUCGUUCAGAAGCAAAGUGGAAAGAAUGCGACCGGUUCUGUCGGAGAGGAUAUCACGAUCACCUGGUACCUCGUUCUCUGGUCUAAAGGAGGGCACCAAAGCGAUUGAAAGAAGUUUGCGUCUUCUGGAUAAUACCCUGAAGAAGAUCAAAAUUCCUUCAGACGAUCCACGUCCUGAAGCGAAUUCAUCUGAAAGUGAUUUUCAAGAGACAGAAGAAGUCUUCGAAGAUGUUCUUCCCACCGCUAAGGAAGACUUCAGCGCUGUUGAAGAUCUAGACGAUCUGCAGUUGAAUUACGAUGAAGCGGCGGCUUCCAAAAACCCAGUACCCCAAAUCUCUAAACUUGAUCUUAGCCUUCUUUCUCCACAUGUCGAUAUUCGGACGCAUACUACAACCAAACCACCAAAGGCUCCGUCUCAGCGGACCCUGGGCCUACCCGAAUGGAUGCGUCUAUUGCCUCUUGAAGAACCUGUUAGCCUUAAUCGACUACCAUUGCUCCAGUACAGUCCACCGGUUCAGCGGGAGUGGAAAACCGAGCGCUGCAUUCAGACCCGUGGAUUCAAUGUCGAUGUGACAGAGACGGCUUGUCAGACGACAGAGGACGAUCGAAACCCGCCGGAUAGUGGAUUUCUGGAUGUUGUCGAGAAAUCUCCAGGAAAAAAGAUCGAAAUUAUUCAGCCAAUGUCCAAACAACAUAUCCGGGAAAUGCUUAGCCAAAUGUAA